UUCAUUUGAUUAAAAAUAAUUUAUUGGGGGUAGUGGUAGAACAUUGAACAAGAAGCUAUACAAAUAACACAAUCUUUCACUUUUGUUUUGUCUCUUCCCCAUAGCAUCUUUGUGGAUUGUCAACGCUCUCUGAAAGAGGUGCCCAAGAAGCUUCCUUUUCUCUCUCUCUCUCUCUCUCUCUCUCUCCAAUGGCACUACAAAUCUCAACUCUUUAAAAACAAAAAACACUUCUACCAAAGAUCUGUCAUUACCAGUUCACCACUAUCUCUCUUUUCUAUUCUCUCUUCUCUCUUUCUCUGCAUUUACUUAAAACCUCAAAUUCAAUCUUUUUUCCUAGAAAAAUCUCCCUUUUACCUCUCUCUUUUGAAUCCCACUUACCCAAAACCCCAAAGCUCGAAACUUUACACUGAUCUGAAGCCUUAGAAAAAAUGGGAUUCUCAGCUGGGAAACGAAAAUCAAGAGAUGAGCAAGACUACACAGUAACCUUAGCUUCCACCGCUUUCCCCAUGGACGACCUCAGCGACGACGUCCUCGAGAGAGUCCUCUCGUGGCUACCUACUUCCUCUUUCCUCCGCAUGACCUCCGUCUGCAAGAGAUGGAAAUCAACCAAAACCUCAAAAAGCUUCAACCUUGCUUGCUCCCAAGUCCCUCUUCGAGACCCUUGGUUCUUCAUGAUCACUAACGAUUCAAAGUCUUCAACUUUCGUAUACGACUCAACAGAUAACAACUGGAAGAACCUCAACCAUAACCGCAACCGCCAAGAUUUCAUUCCAGUAGCUUCCUCUGGCGGCUUGCUCUGUUUUCGCUGCUCUGUUUCUGGUGGCUUCCUCCUCUGUAAUCCCAUCACUGGAUCUUCUCGUGACCUUCCUUCUCCAAUCUCUGAUGAUAACAGCAAACCUCUCCAAGCUGUAGCCAUGACUGCUCUCACUCCCUCCAGCUACAAGCUUGUUACAAUCUCUGGAGAAGCCCCAAACCUCUGUUUCAGGUUCUACGAAUCAGAUUCCGGUUCAUGGAGUAAAGAGUUGAACUUAGUGAAGAAGAACGAUGGAGAUGAGUACAAUGAUGACAAUGAUAGUGGAACAGUCUAUUUUCUCAGCAAGACAGGACACGUGGUUGUAGCCAGUAACAAUCUCCAGAGAAGUCCCUCUAAGCAGUACUCUUCUGUUAUAACCGUUAAAGACAAUGCAGAGACCGUCUACUUCCUCAGCUCUCACGGAACCAUCAUAGCUUGUGAUCUCACCAACAGAUGCUUCACCGAGCUACCUAAGCUUCUUCCUCCGUUUCUUGAGUACUCCAUCGACUUGGUGGAAUGCAAUGGAACCAUGUUUGUGAUUCUUCUCUCUGAGUUCUACGAAAGCGCCAGCUUGAGGAUAUGGAAGCUGGAGAACCAGAGCUGGGUUCAUGUUGGGAUGUUGCCUCCUGCAAUGUCUCAUGAGUUGUAUGGGAGAGAAGGUGACAUAAACUGUGUAGCAGGAGCUGAUGACAAGAUACUUGUGUGCUUCAACACGAGUCCUCCUGAGGUGUAUUGUAGAUACUUUGUGUAUGAUUUAGUUGCAGAACAGUGGAGUGAGUUGCCAAAAUGCUUCAAGGAUGGAGACGCUGUGGAGUUCGUUUCUGCUCUCUCGUUCCAGCCGCGGAUCGAAGCAACAGUUUGAAGUUUGAUUAGGCUUAAGUGAUUUGUUUUUGUAUUCUUUUCAGGAUAAUGCAAUGUAACAAGUAUUAAAUUAGAACAUGAAUGAUUUGUAGUAUGCAAAGAGCUUUGUCUCUACCAAAAAUCACCACAUGAGCAUUUACCAUCCUUGAAUCUGUGAAACCGAUUAGCAUC
This is a messenger RNA of Brassica napus (rape), 1825 nucleotides long. Its product is annotated as F-box only protein 13-like. NCBI's taxonomy places the organism in Eukaryota, Viridiplantae, Streptophyta, Magnoliopsida, Brassicales, Brassicaceae. The coding region runs from base 429 to 1655 and encodes 408 amino acids. The record is from RefSeq and is a predicted model, not a curated record. The transcript has a single exon. Gene Ontology annotation, molecular function: protein binding.